Molecule: messenger RNA, 456 nt
Organism: Guyanagaster necrorhizus
Lineage: Eukaryota; Fungi; Basidiomycota; Agaricomycetes; Agaricales; Physalacriaceae
Exons: 1
Coding region: 86-349 (87 amino acids)
Source: RefSeq, a predicted model, not a curated record
GGGAAGCGUCCAUUACGAAAAACUCGGCCGGGGUAAUGGUCCAAAGGAAAUCCUGCAUCAAGAGAAUCGGUGGGGCUGCCGAUGGAUGGAUGCAUUCAUCGCGUCAUCCAUAUCCCACAAGAAAAUCUUCUCUAAGACUUCGCACGGCAUCUUGCGUACCGGAUUCAUGAGAACUUUAGAUACAGCAAGCUGUUGCUCAUUGAUAGCGAUGCUCUCAGCUGUGAGUUGGUUCAGAAGAUGUCGGAUUCGCGAAAGCCGCCGGUUGAAGGAGCGAAGAUAUUCACUACCAUUGAAAAUGACUUCCUCGACUUCUGCAAACUCGUGGUCUAUUAGAGGAUUGUUGGAGUAAAGGAGCUCGUUAGUUCUGCCAGAUAGUAUGCCUUCAGGAAGGCUAGUACCAGUGAACGAACAGAAUCCACAAGUGGGCAGCGCUUUGGGAGAAAACCAAUAUCCAUG